GAAAGAUAAGAAAAGUUGGGAAAUUCGUCGAUCUGCACGGCGCUUGGAACGGUUUGCGAUCAACAAGAAGGGUGACGAAGCGUGAACGCAAAGUUUUUACCGGUCAUUAUGGCUGCAGGCGAAGCACAGCUGCUGUACGAACUGCGGAACGUGGGGUAUGAGGGACCGUUCUUGGACCAGAACUACGCGUCCACCGCCAUCCUGGCCGGUACGCAGAGCGGAGAGUUCCAGGACGUGGUGAUAUGGCUCACCGAGGAGAUCCGGGUGCUGGGUAAGCUGGACGAGCGUAUCUGCAAGAGUGAGGACUCGAGCACCUUCAUCCUGGAGCUGUCCGGCUUUCUGAAGGAACUGCUGUGCCCGUACACGAGCCUCACGUCCGGCCAUGUCACGGAUCGAUUUCAAACGCUCGAGGCCAAGCUGCUGCUGCUGGAUUACCUUGUGAACGAGCUGAUGGCGUUGAAGAUGCUGGAAGCGUUAAAACCGACGGCCAAGUCCAACGUUAUCACGCUGCAUGAGUCACCGACGGCGGCGGCGCUGAAAGACAUCUGCAUCACGCUCGGUAUGGGCAAGCCGCCCAAUAACGUGCCACCGAAGAUGCUGUUCGAGAAGAUCAACUCGCACCUGGACGAUGUGCUGCGCUCCGAGGGUGACAAUCGGCUCAGCAAACCCCUGUUCUGUCCCAAGCAACGGCUGACCGCGGAACAGUGGGCCAAGCUGGAGCGUGUGCAGCGUGAACUGGACGAUGAGUACGAUCUGCGGCGCAAGAUGUUGCUCACGCGGUUGGACGUGACGAUUCAGAGCUUCAAGUGGUCGGCCCGUGUCAAGGACAAGGAGGGCACGAUCGCGGAACGUUACGGCGAGAAGCGCAAGAUUCUGGAUUCGCUGCAGGCAGGUGGCCGUGAUACGGACAUUGCGGCACUGCUGGGCGCCCGUGAAACACUGGCCAUCAUAGAGAAGACGAGCAGCGCGGGUGUGAGGAAGAACACGAAGAGCAAAAUCCAACGACACAUCAUUGGCAUGGUCCCGGACCGGGGUGGUCGUGCGUACGAGCAUAAGGCACCAGCACUGGAGAUGCCAUCCUGGCAGACGCAACGCAGCACCGGAGGUGGGGGCGGUGGCCGAGGAGGUGGUGGCCGGGGUGGCUUUGGAGGUGGUGGUAAGGGUCGUGGCGGAGGCAGUGGCUCUGAUGGGGGAUAUAACCAACAACAGCAGCAAAAUUAUUCCAACAAAGGAUUCAAUCAAGGCGGCGGUGGCCAAGGCUACCAGGGCCAAGGACAAGGAAACAGACGAGGAAGCGCUGGUGGAUUCCACAAUCAGCAGGGAACUAACGGUGGCGGAGGUGGUGGUGGAGGUGGCGGCUUUAACCAGGGCGGCUACAACCACAACCGAGGCAGCCGCGUGCAAGGUGGCUGGACACAACCCCAACAAGAUUACAACCACAGCGGCUAUUCCUCAAACUCAAGCCGUAGCAGCUACAGUGGCAACGAUCAGCAGCAACAGCACUUUGGUAACAAUCGUGGAAACUAUGGAGGCGGUGGUGGCUAUGGUGAUCGAGGAUUUAGCGACAACCGUAACAGCUUCGAUAAUAACGAUUACAACAACCGUGGUGGUGGUGGUGGUGGUGGUGGCGGAAGAGGCCGAUCGAAUUACAAUCGAGGCGGUGGAAGGCGAUAAUCGUAUUGUUCCUCUGCAUUAUGCAUAACUAGUUUCCUUUCCAUCUGUAAGCCCAUCCUCCCCAAAAACGAAUCUUAUUUAUAAGCAAUCCCAAUCUCCCCAUCCGCGAUCUUCUUUUGCCAACCCGAUUCUGUGGGCAUCCCCUUGUCCAAGAUAUUAAUAAAGAAAUAUGGUUUUUCGUAGAAA
Messenger RNA from Anopheles aquasalis, 1860 nucleotides. RefSeq names its product protein FAM98B. Lineage: Eukaryota; Metazoa; Arthropoda; Insecta; Diptera; Culicidae. The record is from RefSeq and is a predicted model, not a curated record. Gene Ontology annotation, cellular component: tRNA-splicing ligase complex.